CAUUGACACGGCGGUCAUGCCGUUCGACCAACAACGCUACCUAGGUAGCUUCAUGCAGACCUUUUCCUGCGCGAUCACUUGCGCACAUCGGUCAGCGACCAUCAAAUGUUACAUGAGACGAGCGUCUAGCCCAGCUUCCUAAAGCGCUUGGAGGCUCUGCGCGCCACAUGAAAAUCCCCCUUUGAGGAGCUUUGAGCUAGAAGGAGCGGGCGACCACGUGGCCGAUCGAUUGCACAAGCUCAUCUAAGGUCAAGCUGGCUUCCAACGCAUAGCGACUGGGCGUAGUUCAUAGAGCCGGCAAAGAAAUCGCGGGAAUGGGGAACGCCACCAGAAAGUCUGGUAAUAAUAUACUGGGCGGCUUCACGUGGACUCAUGAGCUGUGCGAGAUCAAGCUGACCGGUACCAGGGAGCACCAAUCAUGGACAAUUCUCAACCGCCCCCAUUGUGCUUACGAGGCUUAUGUCUUGGCAAGGCGGACAAACACCAGCACACACAUAUGCAGAGACGACUGCCGAUGGAGUCUUUUAGAAUUCUCACACAAUCCCUGAAGUUCAUCCUCAUGUUCAGCUCCUUCUCUACAAAACUCAUGCGGCGUAAACGCUAUCCGAUAUACGCUGAAGAUACCGGAUCAGAACUUCAACACCUUACUCAGGCGCGGACGUCGCAUCCCGAACCUUUGAACAGCUUCAGAUCUAAGUUCAUCACAGGAUGGAGAUUCGGAGUCAUCAACUGCGCGGUCGCAGCCUUGAUAGUCUUUGUUAUCAACCUGAUCGCCACCAUAACAUGGGCUUCUCAUGCUGAUAGCGGUGUGCUGUUCAAAGGCAAUUGCGAUCGUGCGCGAAAACUCAACUCUGUCCUUCACAUCAUCAUUAACGUAUUGAGUACAAUCUUGCUGUCUUCGUCCAACUACGUUAUGCAGUGUCUAUCUGCACCCACGCGUAAAGAGGUCGAUAUUGCCCAUGCUCAAGCACAAUGGUUGGACGUUGGUGUCUUGAGCGUCCGAAACCUAUAUCGCAUCAGCAAGAAGCGCGUUUUCCUUUGGUCGGCGCUUGCGCUCUCCUCGCUGCCUCUCCAUCUUUUUUAUAACUCGGUCGUGUAUCUAUCUCUUGUAGCUUACAGCUACGAAGUAUACGGUGUUCGAGAGAACUUUAUCAACAGCCCCGAUUGUCUAGGCUGUGUAGACCCUAUCAGUGGCCUUGAUUUCGACUUCACCCAGGAAAUACACCAAAAGCUCCGCGAGAAGCGCUUCGAGAAGCUGGAUAACGUUGAUUGCAUUGAUGCAUACGCAACAACCUUCCAAUCGAAUAGAGGUGAUUUACUUCUAGUGGCGAAAUCCGAUGACAUCGAGUGGAAAGACGAUCAAAAGAACAACGAAAACUCAGCAGUAUUCUGGCGCUAUUCAUUCGAAAGUGCUUGGGAAUAUGAGCCUCAAGAUACUUUCGAGUGGAUGUGUUCGGGUGUUAGGCAUGAAUCGGGGUUCUUGCCGGAAGAAAAGUCGUGCGACGCAGUCGUAGAGCGCAUCAGGAAUUCCGCUCAAAAUUGGACCAUAGCAGGAGACUACGAGGAUGGUAGUACCAAUUUUGGAUUUCGCUACAUGAAAGGCCCCAUACAAUACUGUUUGCGAGAAAACAUCGAAUCGGACUGUCGAGUUCUAUGGAGCGUUCCCAUCGCGUCACUGGUAACAGGGCUAAAUCUCCUGAAGGCUAUACUGAUCCUCUACACGGCUCUUCGCAUUCGUGAGCAACCGCUAAUGACCAUGGGCGACGCGAUUGUCUCAUUUCUGCAGCAACCUGACUCUUCGACUAUGAACAUGUGUCUUGCUUCAUCCAAGAACAUUAGAAGUGCCAAAAGCAACUUCAUCGCUGGCCCGAAGAGAUGGAAAGCCCGGAAAUAUAAGUGGAAGGACACGACAAGUCUUACCCGUCGUAUCAUCACUUUUGUCAUGCUGCUCAUUUCAAUAGCAGCGGUAGGAGGACUGCUAGCUUAUGGGUUGUUUUGGCUCCGCUCUGGCAAAAGUCACUCCCUCAGCAAUCUCGCUGCGUUGGGUUUUGGUGCCAUCGACGCUCGAACACUGAUUGAGUAUCCAAGACAUCACAAUGUCGACACCAUCAUAGGCAACACUUUGAUAGCGAACGCGCCACAGGUUGUGCUCUCGGGGAUAUACUUCUCGUACAAUAGCUUAUUGACUUGUAUGCUUCUGGGCAAAGAGUGGGCAUCAUAUGCAUACGUCCGAAAGGGAUUGAGGAUUUCCAGCGAACCAAGAGGAUCGCAAAGGUCGACAUACUUUCUAUCGCUACCGUACCGAUUUGCGAUACCACUCAUGGCGACAAGUGGAUUGAUGCAUUGGAUGAUUUCUCAAAGCAUCUUUUUUGCUGCUAUCGAGUUCUAUGACGAUAAUGAUAGCGGGCCAUCAGAUUGGCGAUAUACAUGCGGCUACUCUCCAAUCGCCAUGAUAUCGGUGAUCAUAGUUGGGAGCCUCAUGCUCAUCAUUGGCGUUGGAGUAGGCUUUGUUCCUUUGCGAUCGGGAACGAAUCUAGUUGGCAGUUGUAGUGCGGCCAUGAGCGCAGCCUGUCAUUUGUCGGCCACUGACAAGGAGAGGAGCGAUGAGAUUAUCCUUGAGAAAUUGAUGUGGGGUGUUGUCGGGUCACGAUCAGGUGGAGUGGGCCAUUGUUCUUUCUCCGUCGAGGCCGUGGAGAAGCCUCAGGAAGGCGAACUAUAUGCCGGGCCGUGUGCGCAGGUCUUCGCGGUGAACAAAGAGACGAAAUCGACGGUUACAUAGAUGAUACUUAAGCGAGCUUGGGUAGUCGCUGGAAUUGUGUGUUUCUGAUCAAAAGGGAUGGAGCCAUUGCUUGGACUCUCUUUCGGAUGCCGGACGGACGGCUUGCCUAAGCGUGCGCUGACCAGCAUUAUCUCCACCUUUCGGAAGCGGGUCCGGCUACCAACCACCCUGUUUCGGCUCAUAACUAGCACAUUCACGCG
Messenger RNA from Alternaria rosae, 2979 nucleotides. RefSeq lists its product as uncharacterized. The coding region runs from base 419 to 2779 and encodes 786 amino acids. The record is from RefSeq and is a predicted model, not a curated record. The transcript is spliced from 4 exons. Lineage: Eukaryota; Fungi; Ascomycota; Dothideomycetes; Pleosporales; Pleosporaceae.